This is a messenger RNA of Polyodon spathula (Mississippi paddlefish), 4535 nucleotides long. RefSeq names its product polypeptide N-acetylgalactosaminyltransferase 10-like. The transcript is spliced from 12 exons. Gene Ontology annotation, cellular component: Golgi apparatus. The record is from RefSeq and is a predicted model, not a curated record. Lineage: Eukaryota; Metazoa; Chordata; Actinopteri; Acipenseriformes; Polyodontidae. The coding region runs from base 84 to 1919 and encodes 611 amino acids.
CUCUGAGAAAGUUAUUUUCACCUGAAGCUCGGGCGAGUUUACACGGUAGAGGAGUGAUCGAUCUUCGGCUGUCACAAGUAGACAUGAGACGGAAACAAAAGAGGUUGCUCCAGAUCGCAGGGCUGCUGAUCGCGGCGAUACUUUUCUUGCCAAACGUGGGCUUGUGGUCCCUGUACCGAGACAAGGUGCUGGAUAGCUCGCCGGAGAGAGAGGGGGGCAGUGGCGCGGCACAGGGACUCCACGUCAGACCAAAGAAGGAGGUGAGACUGGGCUUGGAUGGGGAUCAAAGGAGGGACUGGCAUGAUCAGGAAGCCAUCAGGAGAGACGCAGCUCGCUCAGGAGAUGGAGAGCAAGGAAAGCCUUUCCCCUUGACUGAUGCAGAUCGAGAGGACCAGGCCUACAGGGAGAAUGGAUUCAAUAUCUACGUGAGCGACCGGAUCUCCGUGAACCGCUCCAUACCGGACAUCAGACACCCAAACUGCAGAACGAAGCUGUACUUGGAAAAGCUGCCCAAUACAAGCAUCAUAAUCCCGUUUCACAACGAGGGCUGGUCGUCCCUGCUGCGCACAGUGCACAGUGUGCUGCACCGCUCUCCCCCGCAGCUCCUCGCUGAGAUCAUACUAGUGGACGACUUCAGCGACAAAGAACACUUGAAGGCUGCUCUGGAGGACUACAUGGUCCGCCUGCCCAAGGUGAGGAUCGUCCGCACCAAGAAGAGGGAGGGCUUGAUCCGGACGCGGCUGCUCGGGGCCUCUGUGGCCAUCGGGGGAGUGAUCACCUUCCUGGACUCGCACUGCGAGGCCAAUGUCAACUGGCUGCCCCCUCUCCUUGACAGGAUAGCCCAGAACCGGAAGACGAUAGUGUGCCCCAUGAUCGAUGUGAUCGACCACGACAACUUCGGCUAUGAAACCCAGGCAGGAGACGCCAUGCGAGGAGCCUUCGACUGGGAGAUGUACUACAAACGCAUCCCUAUUCCCUCGGAGAUCCAGAACAGUGACCCCAGCGAGCCUUUCGAGUCCCCUGUCAUGGCCGGGGGAUUGUUUGCUGUUGAUAGAAAGUGGUUCUGGGAACUCGGGGGAUAUGACACUGGUCUCGAGAUCUGGGGAGGAGAGCAGUAUGAGAUCUCAUUCAAGGUGUGGAUGUGUGGUGGCCGCAUGGAGGAUAUCCCCUGCUCCAGGGUGGGGCACAUCUACAGGAAGUAUGUCCCCUACAAGGUUCCUGGGGGUGUCAGCCUGGCCAGGAACCUGAAGCGCGUGGCCGAGGUGUGGAUGGACGAGUAUGCAGAGUACAUUUACCAGCGCAGGCCCGAGUACAGACACCUCUCUGCUGGGGACACGAGCAUGCAGAAGCAGCUCAGGAGCGCCCUGAAAUGUAAAAGCUUCAAGUGGUUCAUGACGGAGGUGGCUUGGGAUCUGCCCAAGCACUACCCACCCGUGGAGCCUCCAGCAGCGGCAUUAGCUGAAUUUAAUGUAUUUGCUGCUCCUGUCCAGAUCCGCAACAUAGGCACAGGCCUGUGUGUGGAGAGCAAGCACAGCGCCUCGGGCUCCCCCAUCAGACUGGCGACCUGCCUCAAAGGAAGAGGGGAGGGUGGAUGGAAUCACGCACAGGUGUUCACGUUUGGCUGGCAUGAAGAUAUUCGGCUGGGGGACCCGUUGCAUGUGAAGAAGGUUUGCCUCGACGCGGUUUCGCACAACAGCCCCGUCACGCUGUACGACUGCCACGGGAUGAAGGGCAACCAGCAGUGGAGAUACAGGAAGGACAGAAGUAUUUAUCACCCGAUCACAAACAGCUGCCUGGACUGCCGUGUGCCAGAGAGACAAGUCUUCAUGAGUGGCUGUGACUCUACAUCACAGACACAGCACUGGCUCUUUCAGAAAACAAACUCCACAGUCCUGGAAGAGUUCAACAGAGACACUUAAACGCUCGCACUUCUUACCAAUAGAGAGUUUAUCACAGGGGUCGCGUGGGGUGCCGCAGGUUUACUUGGGUAUUUUUUUUUAAGGUUUUAUAAGAAGAAAAAUCGUUAGAAGGGAUAUUUCUCAGGAGUGAUUUUAUUGGUGCAAUGGGCAAGCCAGGCUAGAUAUACAUUGUCUUGAAUGUACAAAGAAAACUGAAAAGUUGUGUGAAACACCUCACUGCUGUCCAGUAUUGAAAUCUGAAUGGUUGGGAUAAUGUUGUAAACUUGGUGAGAUGGAAUUGUGUCUCCUUCAUGCAGAAUAGAUACUCCUUCAUGCAGGACAAUGACAGAGACAAACUGGUACCAAACAAAGACAGACGCAUUCGAUACUUUGCCAGAUUGCACAAGCACUGUAAUUACUGAAAGCAAAAUUGAAAUUCGAUCUAAAAGCUUAAAUGCCAUUAAGACAUCAGGCAAGUCAAUUUUCUACAGCCCGUUAAACACUUAAUACCAGGGAUCUCUUUGCAAAGAAACCAUGAAGGCACUCGAGCAAUCAAAGAGCAGACAGAUUUAUGAAAUGGCACACUUCACUAAAGAAUUGAAAUUUAAUUUCACAUCAUUUUAUGAUGUUCUUGUAUUGAAUGCAUUACAGUGAACUUGGAGGGAACGUUCUGCACAAAAACAAAAGGAUGUCUUGUGCAAUUCUUCUUCUGUGGCUUGUCCAGUUCUUACUUUAUUUUUUUGAUUGAAACGCACUGGUGUAAAUGUUAAAGGGAGAUGUUUUUAAUGCAGGAGCUCUUGCAAUGUUAAACUUGAAUGGAAUUUCUUUCAGACACGCGUUCCUGGAGGGAUUGUUCCCAUCAUCGAUGUUCCCUUCCUGCACAAGCUCUUUGAGGCUCUGCUCGUGGGUUUGCUGCUGAAAACAUUCUUGUUUGUGAUUUUGGUGCAGAUUGUCCUGCUCUGGUGGUAAAGCUGCAGUCCUGAGAUAGUUAGCCGUGUGUUUGAAAGUGCAAACCUGUAUUGUGUGUGUUUUCAUUGAGGAAAUAAAUAACAUAUUGUUUCUAAAUUGCAGCGGGGCAAAAGGGACAACUGUUUUCAAAAGGCCUGUUUGUUAGGUUUAGAGUAAUAUAUUGUAGCUUUAGAACUACAGUUUAAUUAAUAAAGGGAUUUAUUGAAAAGAGUUGGCUUCUUUAGCAUUUGAGAAUUGUUGCAAUAAGUCAGGCUGUGCCGUGUGAAAUAUCACACAGCGAAGAGAAAGCUCCACUAAACCAAAAGGAUCACGAACAAAUAAUGCUUUGUAGAAGUCACCGAAUGACUCUUGCUAGUGGCGUCAGCUCCCCAGCUUUACUGUACAGUCAUAGCAUUCUCUCCACCUCUCUCAUCUGCUGCAGCUGCUUCACAUUGACCAGGGCUAUCGCAAAGCUAGGGGUUAUUUAACCAUGUCCAGCCUGGCCACCUCAUAUAGUGGGGGCAGAUAUAUAGCAAACUCUUCUAGUGUGUGUAUGGGGACAUGUGGAAGACACACAUGCAUGAUAAUUUCAUAUGAGCCAGGUUGAAAGAAAUUGAAAUACCAAAGAUGCUUGUGUUCAGUUUCUAAUUUACACAAAUACACUGUCUGUGUCUUCUCCUGUCUGCCUGCCUGUCUGUCUGCCUCUCUGCUGAGAAUCCCCGCGUUAUUGUUAUAUAUCUGAAAUGUUUCAUCGUAUUUUGCAUUAUUUUACUUUCUAAUUUUAAUCUUUCAUUGCCCCAGUUUUUUUUUCAUGGAAUAAUGAAAUGUGUCUCAGUGUUCUUGCACCCUGUCUGUAAUUUUUUUCCAUGCUGGAAGGGACAGUUGUAACAUGUUGUUAUUGACAGUGCAUGGAUUUUGUUGUGUAUUCUGGGUUGAUUCUGCCCCUUGUUAUCAAUAGUAUAACCGCUACACACAUGCAUUUCUUUGUUGAUAGAUAUGUGGUUUUAUUAUUCUUAUUAAAAGGCUUUGGGUGUUUACUAAAUGAAGGCUGUAACUGGGUGUAAUUGUAAACUGUGGCGUUGCUAUGGUGAUUCUAACAUGCAGCUGUGGAAUUGUGAACUGUGUUGAUUCCUCUCAGGCACCUGGGUAUUCCUGUUUAAAAUGCAGCCGUAUCAUUAAUCAGCACCACACAGUGUUUUCAGCAUUAACGCUCUGGGGGAAGAUCUCAUUAUUUCAUUCUGCACCGCCUCACAGCUGCCUUGCAAACGCAUUUCACUUGACAGAGGGAUUGGAAAAGAAACGCUUUGAAUGAAUUAUUAUGGGAUUAAAGGGGCUUGGCGUGGAAGAGUGAGACUUGGUAAAUAACCUUCAUAUUGGAUCAUUUUGUUUCUGGACCAAUACAAAAAUAAAUGUUGCUGCUGGGGAAGAAUUGACAAUAUUUUUUACAAUUUAAAACAUUAUUGUCCAUGUGAGGGAAGAGCUCAUUGUAACCCUAAAGUUGUGAGGUACAAGGCUGGUCAAACCCAAAUGGACAUUUUGUAACUCCAGAGUUUCCUUUUUUCUUUUUUUUUUUUUAACUGACUUUUAGAUAACUGUAAAAUCGUACUUCGAUAUUUAACAAACUGUAAAACUAAAUGAGAAUUGUAUAAUAUUUUUUCUGAGCUUGUAAAAUAAAGUGUCUUUUAUAUA